This is a messenger RNA of Anolis carolinensis (green anole), 4721 nucleotides long. RefSeq names its product hexosaminidase subunit alpha (gene hexa). Gene Ontology annotation, biological process: glycosaminoglycan metabolic process; ganglioside catabolic process; carbohydrate metabolic process. Bases 47 to 1636 code for a protein of 529 amino acids. The transcript has 14 exons. Gene Ontology annotation, molecular function: beta-N-acetylhexosaminidase activity. Gene Ontology annotation, cellular component: membrane; lysosome. The record is from RefSeq and is a predicted model, not a curated record. Lineage: Eukaryota; Metazoa; Chordata; Lepidosauria; Squamata; Anolidae.
GCCUGUUUUCCUUUUUGCCCCUUCCCGCUCGGUCUCAGUCUCAGCCAUGGCGGCGGCGGGAGCGUGUCCUGGGCUGCUGCUCCUCUUCCUUCUCUCGAUUUUGGGCUCCAGGGCGUCGGUCUGGCCCCAGCCGAGGUCUCUGAGUGUGUCUCCGCUGGGAGGCUGUCUCCUUAACUCGCGACGAUUCCGCUUCGGUUACAGCAAGGCCUCGGCGGUGGGUCCCGGCUGCUCCGUCCUGGACCAGGCCUUCCAACGAUACUGGAAGCUCCUCUUCCCCUUGGGACGCAGGGAGGCCGGCAAGCACAACUCUGACGUCCCCGUCUGCCCCGAUCUUCUCGUCUCCGUUACAGAGCCAGGUUGCGAUGGCUAUCCUUCGCUGGACUCCCAAGAGAAUUAUAAGCUGACAGUUUCAGAGAAGCAGAUGCUGCUGACAGCAGAUACUGUCUGGGGAGCCCUCCGAGGGUUAGAAACCUUCUCCCAGCUUCCACGGAGCGAUGAGUAUGGGACUUUCUAUGUAAACAAGACCGAUGUUGUGGACUUCCCCCGCUUUCCUCACCGAGGGGUUUUGCUGGACACGUCUCGCCAUUACCUGCCUUUGAAUGUCAUCCUGGAGACCCUGGAUGCCAUGGCCUACAACAAAUUCAAUGUGUUUCACUGGCAUAUAGUGGACGACCCCUCCUUUCCCUAUGAGAGCCUGGCGUUCCCGGAUCUCAGCAGGAAGGGGGCCUACGACCCUGCCACUCAUGUGUACACAACUAGUGAUGUCAAGACUGUUCUUGAGCAUGCCCGGUUGCGUGGCAUCAGGGUGAUCCCGGAAUUCGACACUCCUGGCCACACCCAAUCUUGGGGUCGAGGUAUUCCUGGCUUGCUGACUCCCUGCUAUGCAGGCCAGAAGCCCUCUGGAACCUAUGGGCCCGUCAACCCAAUCCUCAAUGCAACAUAUGACAUCAUGACCAAGUUUUUUGACGAAGUUAGCCUAGUGUUUCCGGACUUCUACAUACACCUGGGAGGAGACGAGGUUGACUUCACAUGCUGGAAGUCUAAUCCAGACAUCAAGAAAUUCAUGCAGGAAAUGGGGUUUGGCACAAACUUCACCAUGUUGGAGUCCUUCUACAUCCAAAGGCUGCUGGAUAUUGUCUCUUUCUACAGCAAGGGCUAUGUGGUAUGGCAGGAGGUCUUUGAUAACCAAGUGAAGGUGAAGCCUGAUACUGUUAUUCACGUGUGGAAGCAGAAUGACGGGACGUACCCGGACGAGACGGCUCGUGUCACCAAAGCCGGCUAUCGAGCCCUGCUCUCUGCUCCUUGGUAUCUUAACGUCAUCUCUUACGGCCAGGACUGGGUGAAGAUUUACGAGGUGGAGCCUCUCGCCUUUGAAGGCAGCCCAGAGCAGAAGAAACUGGUGAUCGGCGGGGAGGCCUGUAUGUGGGGCGAAUACGUGGAUGUGACCAACUUGACCCCAAGACUCUGGCCUAGAGCUGGAGCCGUAGCAGAGAGAUUAUGGAGCAACCAGACGGUCCGGAACGUGGAAGAUGCCUAUGCGAGACUGGCAGACUUCCGAUGCCUUCUGCUCAGACGUGGAAUCCGGGCCGAGCCACUUUUCACAGGAUACUGUGACCACGAAUUCAGCAUAGUUUGAUUUGUUGGAAAAUCUGUUCCUACCAAACGUAUGGGUUUUUUUUAAUCAAAAGUGUCUAUGCAAUAAGUACACAGUGGAUGCAGGAUGUUUUGUAUUUCUCUCAAACAAGCACUUUUUGAAAACGAGGAAUCAUUGGUUUGAUAGACCCAGAAAAAAAAAACAUAUCAAAUGACUUGGGUAAUGCUGCAAUUCCUUUGGUAGAAAAGUGUUGAAUAAUCAUUCUAGUGUAUCCUGUAUGCUGGGAGUGGGGGGGGGGGGGGGUGGACUCCCGUUUCCACAUCUGGAAGAUCAUUUGUUGUUUACUGCUGCUCUGUGCAUGAUUUAUGAACAAUACAUUUUAUGGGAGAGUAGGUGUUUCUUUUGGGCAACUGAAAUAACACUUCUGAAGAUCUGCUAUAUAUUUUAUGCAUUGGCAUAUCUUCGUUCCUAACAGUUCAAAGAGAUAACCAGGGAUUUCAGUCUAACAACUGAGAAACCUAAGUGGCCUUGUGUGAAUACUAGUGGAUAUUUACCACAAAGGAGAAGAUUGACUCAAGCGAGGGCAAUGGGCUGGGCAAUUCUUCUCAGGAAGAUCAUACUUAAUUCUUUAAGAUCAUACUUUAUACUUUAAUUCUUCUCAGGAAGAUCAUACUUUACAAAAGGUUAUACAUUUCCAAAGGUUAUGAUUAUUCCAAAUAGUUGAAGUUCUGUUGAACGCUGGUGCUUUUCAGCCCAUUGCCCAGCAUUGCAUCACUUUAUCUCCAGAUGCCUGGGUCUGAUUUACAAUGUUAUUGCUUGCCACUGAGACCCCAAAAUAGCUUAGGACUAGCCUGCCCAAAGGAAUAUCUGCUUUCCCAUACAUUUCAGCUCCAUUCCGGGUGUGUUUUCAUGUAUUCAAGUCAUCUGUUUACUUGUUUACCACAAUAAUUUCACAGGGUUUCCUUAUGCAAGGAAUACUCAGGUGCCUUUGCCAGUUCCUUCCUCUGAAAUACAGCCUCAGCGGCAGUUUCCCAUCCAAGUAUUUACAAGGGUAGACAUAAAAGAUCUCAUCUAGUGUAUUUGUCUUCCUACCUGAUUAUUGUGGUGACUUCCAUAUGGAUGUUCCAGGUUUUAAUUCUGGGGAGGAGUUCUCCAAGGUGAUGAAUCUUAUCCUCAAAAGAGGUUUGGGGUCUUGGAUUGCUUUGUGUUGCUCUCGAAAGCCCAGAUCAGAUUCUCUGCUACAAGAGCAACUUUGAGGAGCUUUGUCCAAUGCCGUAUUGACCUCCGAUCUACAAAAAUCCCUUUCAAAAGAGCUUCAUUGGUAGCCCUUUAGAUGCCAGGCUAAGUGGUCAUUUCAGCUCUUGAUGUACAUUUUAUAGAAUCAUGGAAUCAUCUCUACCUUUGUUUCUCUUGAUUGUUUUGACUUCUGGAUAUUAAUAUUCAAACAUUGUGAUGAAACUUUGGCCAAGAUUUGUUUUUCUUAUUCAACCUGUUGUUUCAAUUGUUUCAUCUCAUAUAUAUACAGUAGAGUCUCACUUAUCCAACAUAAACGGGCUGGCAGAACGUUGCAUAAGCGAAAAUGUUGGAUAAUAAGGAGGGAUUAAGGAAAAGCCUAUUAAACGUGAAAUUUCGUUAUGAUUUUACAAAUUAAGCACAAAAAUAUGUUUUACAACAGAAAAAGCAGUCCAAUAGAUAAUAAUGUUAUGUAAUAAUUACUGUAUUUACGAAUUUAGCACCAAAACUUAGCAAUGUUUUGAAAAUUUGACUACAAAAACAUUGACUACUAAAAGGCAAACUGCGUUGGAUAAUACAGAAUGUUAGAUAAGUGAGACUCUACUGUAUACACACACACACACAUAUACAGUAGAGUCUCACUUAUCCAAGCUUCACUUAUCCAAGCCUCUGGAUUAUCCAAGCUAUUUUUGUAGUCAAUGUUUUCAAUAUAUUGUGAUAUUUUGGUGCUAUAUUCGUAAAUACAGUAAUUACAACAUAACAUUACUGCGUAUUGAACUACUUUUUCAGUCAAAUUUGUUGUAUAACAUGAUGUUUUGGUGCUUAAUUUGUAAAACCAUAACCUAAUUUGAUGUUUAAUAGGCUUUUCCUUAAUCCCUCCUUAUUAUGCAAGAUAUUCGCUUAUCCAAGCUUCUGCCAGCCCGUUUAGCUUGGAUAAGUGAGACUCUACUGUAUAUACAUACACACACACAGAGUAGAGUCCCACUUACCCAACACAAACGGGCCAGCAGAAUGUUGGAUAACUGAAAAUGUUGAUAAUAAGGAGAAAUUAAGGAAAGCCUAUUAAACAUCAAAUUAUGUUAUGAUUUUAAAAAUUAAGCACCAAAACAUGUUUUACAACAAAUUGACAGAAAAAACACAUGACAAUAUUAUGUAGUAAUUGCUGUGUUUACGAAUUUAGCACCAAAACAUCACAAUGUAUUGAAAACAUUGACUACAAAAACAUUGACUACUAAAAGGCAGACUGUGUUGGAUAAUACAGAAUGUUGGAUGAGCGAAGGUUGAAUAAGCGAGAAUCUAUGGUGUGUGUGUGUGUAUAUAUAUAUAUACAGUAGAGUCACUUAUCCAAGCUAAACGGGCCAGCAGAACCUUGGAUAAGCGAAUAUCUUGGAUAAUAAGUAGGGAUCAAGGAAAAGCCUAUUAAACAUCAAAUUAGGUUAUGAUUUUAUAAAUUAAACACCAAAACAUCAUGUUAUACAACAAAUUUGACAGAAAAAGUAGUUCAAUACGCAGUAAUGCUAUGUAGUAAUUACUGUAUUUACGAAUUUAGCACCAAAAUAUCAUGAUAUAUUGAAAACAUUUGACUACAAAAUGCAUUGGAUAAUCCAGAACCUUGGAUAAGUGAGACUCUACUGUAUAUAUUUGUAAUCCUCCCCUUGGGCAUUGCCAGUUGGGCCGUUCUGAAAACAUUUCAAAUACAUAAACCUACUCCUUUCCUCUUGUCCAAUGGCAAAGAAUAUUACGUCUCCUCGGGAAGAGACAUAUUGUACUGGGCCUUCGAUAUGUUCCAUGUAUCUGUCUGGAUCUACAGCUGUAUAAAUCAUGUGGAUAAUAAUAAAUGUUAGAUUGAGAUUGAGAGAUUGCUUUAAUAAAACAGGACACUUUUUUUUUUGAA